Staurois parvus is the source of this 342-nucleotide messenger RNA. Lineage: Eukaryota; Metazoa; Chordata; Amphibia; Anura; Ranidae. The record is from the annotation of a GenBank genome assembly.
GUGAGCUGUGAUUGGUCACAGCUUGUCACAUGGUACAAGGCUGUUGUGAAUAGCCUUGUACCAUGUGACCUCAGUGAUCAUUCACAGAUUUUACACAUAGUAAGCAAUGAUGUCACAAGUGAUAUCUUGCUUACUACUUUGCAUGUGAUCACUGAUUGGCCAAUCAGACUCUUCUUCUCGUCUGUGGGGGAAACUCCAACCACAGGUCCACACAGCAGCCUCUCAACUUAUUCAUCUGGAGCUCCUCAGGUUCUCAAAAGGCUGGCCAUACACUGAUCAAUUCAAUUAUGGAUUUUUUUUGUUCAGCAAAAAUCCAACAGAUUCCUCCAUCCAUGUUAUACA